This is a messenger RNA of Daktulosphaira vitifoliae (grape phylloxera), 1532 nucleotides long. Its product is annotated as GMP reductase 1-like. The transcript has 6 exons. Bases 273 to 1331 code for a protein of 352 amino acids. NCBI's taxonomy places the organism in Eukaryota, Metazoa, Arthropoda, Insecta, Hemiptera, Phylloxeridae. Gene Ontology annotation, cellular component: GMP reductase complex. Gene Ontology annotation, biological process: nucleotide metabolic process. Gene Ontology annotation, molecular function: GMP reductase activity. The record is from RefSeq and is a predicted model, not a curated record.
UACUUAUGAUUAUCUGUGUCGGACGUGGUGGGAGUACCCAUCUUAGUACAGAGCGCGCCUUGCCAGUUGUUAGUCUAGUUUCUACGAGUGUUUAUUUAUGUGAAAAUAAGAAAUUUGUAAAGGACGUUGCAUUUAAGAAAUUUGUUUUAUCAUAAGCGGCUAGUCAGUGUUCAGACUUCGGUCAGGUAGUUUGUGACUGUCCCAUCGGUGCGGUUAAAAAUUGUAUUGGACCGUGUGUUAUCGAAAGUCGUCUUAUUUUCUAAUUAGCAAUCAUGCCUAACAUUGUAAAUGAAAUUAAAUUGGAUUUUAAAGAUGUGCUUCUUCGACCAAAAAGGAGCACCCUUAAAACUCGGGCUGAAGUAGAUUUAUUCAGACACAUAACAUUUCGCAAUUCUAAACGUUCGUAUAGAGGUAUCCCAUUGAUGGCUUCUAACAUGGAUACUGUUGGAACUUUUGAAAUGGCUGCUGUUUUGGGAAAGCAUGGCGUUUUUUCUACAGUUCACAAGUACUAUGAAGUCGAGGAAUGGGAAGAUUUUGCUAAAAAACAUGUCGAAAUUUUACCACAUGUGGCUGUAAGUUGUGGUAUAAGCGAUGCCGAUUUUGAAAAACUGGAAAAAAUUUUGGCUGCCGUUCCAGAUCUAACAUUUAUUUGUCUUGAUGUAGCUAAUGGUUACACUCAACAGUUUGUUGACAUAGUACGAAAAACGCGAAAUGCAUAUCCAAAACACACGAUUAUUGCUGGAAAUGUGGUUACUGGUGAAAUGGUUGAAGAACUCAUUUUGUCUGGAGCUGAUAUCAUUAAAGUUGGUAUUGGUCCAGGAUCUGUAUGUACCACUCGUGUUAAGACUGGAGUAGGAUAUCCUCAAUUAAGUGCUGUAAUUGAAUGUGCAGAUGCUGCUCAUGGCUUACAAGGCCAUAUUAUUUCUGAUGGUGGAUGUGUUUGUCCUGGCGAUGUCGCUAAAGCAUUUGGUGCUGGUGCUGAUUUUGUAAUGCUUGGUGGAAUGUUAGCUGGACAUGAUGAAAGUGGGGGGGAAUUAACUAUAAAACCUGAUGGUACCAAGAGCAAAUUAUUUUAUGGUAUGAGUUCUAUGACAGCAAUGAAAAAACAUGCUGGUGGUAAAGCUGAAUAUAGAGCGGCCGAAGGUAAAGCUGUAGAAGUACCAUACAGAGGUGAAGUCAAUAACACUAUUCUAGAUAUACUUGGAGGUCUUCGAUCAGCAUGUACUUACACUGGAGCACAUAAAUUAAAAGAACUACCAAGAAGAGCUACUUUUAUUAGGUGUACCCAACAAGUUAAUUCUGUUUAUGCUAAUAUUCCAUCAAAAGAAUAAAAUAAUUUCAUUAAUUACAAAAGAAAUUUAUACAUUUUCAAAGCUGAAAAAUUAAAAGACUGCUGUGGUAGAAUUACAUAAUGUCCAUAAAUAGUAUGUAGUUAUUUUUAAUACGUAUUUGAAUUUUUAGAAAAUUAUCUCAAUUUUUUAUUGUAAUUUAACGUAAAGUUGGUGCUUGAAAUAUAAAGUAUUUACUGUUAA